Messenger RNA from Neoarius graeffei (lesser salmon catfish), 7117 nucleotides. It is a transcript of the gene tns2a, whose product is annotated as tensin 2a. Gene Ontology annotation, biological process: peptidyl-tyrosine dephosphorylation. The record is from RefSeq and is a predicted model, not a curated record. Lineage: Eukaryota; Metazoa; Chordata; Actinopteri; Siluriformes; Ariidae. The coding region runs from base 363 to 5756 and encodes 1797 amino acids. Gene Ontology annotation, molecular function: protein binding; protein tyrosine phosphatase activity. The transcript has 28 exons.
UGGUGAUAGAAAUUAGAUUGAAAGGGUAAUUUGCAGAUGUGUGUGUGUGUUAUUUCAGGAUGGACAGAGGAGUGAGUAUGAGCUGGUGUGUGUGAAUGCAUGAGUAUGUGCUUAUUAGAAGGAGAGCCAGCAGAAGGGGAAGGGCCUCGAGUGAGUCGACAAAAACAGCUGCCUCAGUGUAGUCAGGAAAACACGAGCAAGAGGCAGAGAAGGGAGAGGAGAGGGUGGACCAGUAAGGUCCAGAGCACUACUUUUUUUUUUAAUUAUUAUUAUUUUAUUUCUUUUUUUUUUCUUUUUGUAAAAUAGUACCACAAUCUCAAUCAUAAGAAAAGUGGCACAUAACUAAAUUAUUGCAUUAUUAUAUGGGUUGCGCCCUGUGUACGGAUUGCUGCGGGGACGAGCCAGAGGCAGAGGUGCUCAGAGGGACACUAAACAGGGAGAGGACACACAACAGGAUCAACAUGAGACUCACCAAGGCAGGGAAGGGCGAGCCCCAUGAGUUUAAGGAAAAAACCUUUAAGAAGAAGCGCCAGUGUGGGGUGUGCAAGCAAAACAUAGAAAGUCUGGCAUCCUUCUGCCGAGUCUGUAAAACAGCCACUCACAAGAAAUGUGAAAGUAAGGCCAGCACACCCUGUAUCCCGGCCCCAUCCUCUGACUUGCAGCGGAGAGGAACGGCCUCCUCUCGACACAUUCAGCAUCUGGGCUCAACCAAAUCUCUGACAUACACCAAACCAAGAAGUACUCUACCCAGGAGUCUAAGUGUGGAUCGGGUGAUGGACAGGGUGAUGGAGCGCCACUACGACUUUGACCUCACCUACAUCACUGAGCGCAUCAUCUCGGUCUUCUUCCCCCCCCUGCUGGAUGAGCAGCGUUACCGCCUCAAUCUCAAAGAGGUGGCAGCUAUGCUUAAAUCCAAACACCAGGACAAGUUUUUGUUACUAAACCUGUCUGAGAGAAGGCAUGACAUCACUCGGCUUAACCCCAAGGUCCAUGAUUUCGGCUGGCCGGACCUACACGCACCCCCUCUGGACAAAAUCUGUUCCAUGUGUAAAGCCAUGGAGACAUGGCUGAACUCUGACCCCCAGCAUGUGGUGGUCCUGCAUUGCAAGGGAAAUAAAGGAAAGACAGGAGUGAUCAUCGCUGCAUACAUGCACUACAGCAAGAUAUCAGCAGGGGCAGAUCAGGCUCUAAGCACACUGGCUAUGAGGAAAUUUUGUGAGGACAAAGUGUCAUCUUCUCUCCAGCCUUCACAGAACAGAUAUAUAUAUUAUUUUGGUGGACUUCUAUCAGGGGCCAUAAAGAUGAACAGCAGUCCCCUUUUCCUCCAUCAGGUCCUUAUUCCCACCAUCCCCAAGUUUCAUGCUGAUGGAGGGUACUUGCCCUUCCUGAAGAUCUACCAGUCCAUGCAGCUGGUCUACACCUCGGGCAUAUAUGAUUUGCAGGGUUCAACAGGUAGAAAGCUGUGUGUGACCAUUGAGCCUGCUCUGUUGUUGAAAGGAGACAUUAUGGUGAAGUGCUAUCACAGACGACUUCAGGCCACUGAGAGGGACACAGUGUUCCGACUCCAGUUCCAUACCUGCACCAUCCAUGGAGCACAGCUCUGGUUUGGGAAAGGAGAACUUGAUGAAGCUUGCUCAGAUGACAGAUUUCCCCCUGAUGCCACUGUGGAGUUUGUCUUUUCCUCUGGACCAGAGAAGAUUAAAGGACGAGAAUACCAGCGGAAUGAUCCAGCAGUCACAGUUGACUAUAAUACAGCUGAUCAAGUGGUACGCUGGGAUUCUUACGACAGCUUGAACCAGAGGCAUGAAGACAGCCAAGACGAUAUUGCACACACUCGAGGGCCUCUGGAUGGCAGUCUGUAUGCUCAGGUGAAGAAGCGGCGUGCUGCUUGCUCUUCCUCCUUUCCAUCCACCAAUGGUAGUCCAGGGCAAAUCUCUGAUGAGAGACAAGGUCAUCUUCUGUCACUCAGCACCGAUUCUGGUCAUUCAUCAGCUCCACCUGAACGCCUUGAAGAUUCACCCAGACGGCCCCCACCUACUCAGCAAGAACGGGAGGAGCUGGCACGGCUACUUGGAGGGAUUGAGGGUGAGAGGAAUAGCAGAGAUCGUGAACGGGAGACAGCAAUUUUGGAUGAUGGUGACUCACUCCCACCAGAAAAUACUGGGUCACUGCGUUUGGUUCGUUCAUGUUCCUGCCGUACGGGCUACAGAUCACAGCGUUGCUCUGAACUCCAUCACUUGACCAAUGGAUACUACUUAGACCACUCAGCUCCCAGCAGCAACCACACAGGAGUACCUUCACCAAACAUGCUAGGCCUGUGCCAGCACCACAGCGGUCACACGCACCAGUCGCUCCCACCUCCAGACCUGCUGUGGGACCGACAGCAAGGCUCUCCACACUACCUGCAUGGUCCUACUAGGCAUGUUUGCCCUUAUCCAUCCCAGGAUCUCUGCCCUCACCCACACACGCUUACGCCUAGUGGACGACUGCUGUGUAGGUCAGACGAAUUCCUUCCCUACACCCAGCCACAACACAACCACCCACACCAUCCGAAAACAGCUGCACCCUACCAUGAUGUGAUGCUUGUAGAUGGCCUCCUACCGCCCCCUAGCUGCCCAUGUCGGGAUUGCUGCUUGAGACGAGAGGACUUUCACACUUUACGGCUCGACAGAGCUGAAGGAUUGCACUGGGAAAGGGAAGAGCUCCCUCGAGACAGUGGCUUAAGGCGAAACAGAGGAUCUGAGGUUCCAAGACGGACAGAACUGCCCUGGGAGCGAGAGGCGGGGUUAAGGCAGGGUCGAGAGGUCUCACUCCAUUGGGAUAGGGACAGAGAGGCAGAACUACAAUGGGAGAGAGAACGAGAGGCUGAGUACUGGCACCGAAGAACUGCCUUGUCACCAUAUGGCCCACCAGGUCACGAGUCUGCUUUCACCUUUGACCCACUGCCGCAGGGUCACCCAGCAUUUCCCGAACCCUCAAGAUCACACAGUCAUGCUCAACUGGAUAUAAAGUACAGCAGUGGCUCCAGCAACUAUCCGACAUCUCACCAGAUGUGCCCCUGCUCACCCUACCAGCCCUCACCUUCUGAGAGUCGUGGCUACGCUUCAGGUUACCAGUCAGACUCCACUUCUCCAGUGCCUCUCAGUUACUCCUCUUGCUACAGCCAUACAGACCCUCACCAGCAGCACUAUACCUCCAACACACACUCAGAUGGUUCUGGAGUUCCAGGUGAGAAUGUAGGAUGGCGGGACCAUGUUACCCACGGUUCCUUGAGACGGCUGCAUCGUGAAGCACAUGGACCAUGCUCCACCCCCUCUGAUAUGUCUGGACCACCCACACCAGUCCACACCAGCAGCCCAAUGCAUACACAAGAAAGCCCCAGCCUGAGUGUUCGGGAUCAGGAAGCACGAUCAUCAGAGAUGAGCAAAGACAGCACCACACAUCAGGAGAGAACGAACCCAUCUCUCCAGCAAAAUCUCACAAAUUCUGGGCCAGAGUCUCAUCAAGUUGGAAGUCCAUCCACAGAGCUUCCUAAGUCAUGUACAUCUGUCCCAGAGAAACACUGCAUCCUUACUCAGCAGCUCUCUACACAUUCCACUUCUCAGCAACUCCCAUUACAGUCUUCCUUUUCUCCUCAGCAACUCCCAUUACAGUCUUCCUUUUCUCCUCAGCAGCUCUCCCCUCAUUCCUUGUCUCCUCCUCAGCAGCUCUCCCCUCAUUCCUCGUCUCCUCCUCAGCAGCUCUCCCCUCAUUCCUCGUCUCCUCCUCAGCAGCUGCCCCCACAUUCCUCGUCUCCUCCUCAGCAGCUCUCCCCUCAUUCCUCGUCUCCUCCUCAGCAGCUGCCCCCUCAUUCCUCGUCUCCUCCUCAGCAGCUGCCCCCUCAUUCCUCGUCUCCUCCUCAGCAGCUGCCCCCACAUUCCUCGUCUCCUCCUCAGCAGCUGCCCCCACAUUCCUCGUCUCCUCCUCAGCAGCUCUCCCCACAUUCCUCGUCUCCUCCCCAGCAGCUCUCCCCACAUUCCUCGUCUCCUCCCCAGCAGCUGCCCCCACAUUCCUUGUCUCCUCCUCAGCAGCUGCCCCCACAUUCCUCGUCUCCUCCUCAGCAGAACUCUACACAGUGCCCAUCUCCUCAGCAGAACUCUACACCACACUGCUGUCCUUCUCAACAGAACUCUACACAUUCUGUCCCUGUAAUACACACAGCCAACACUAACCCACAAGCCCCAGUUCCAUCAAGUCAUUCUGCCCCAGCAUCUCCUACUAAGGCAACCCAACAACAGAGCACCAGCCAGCCAAUCAGAGAUGCCAGUCUGCCCAUCACAGCCCCUCAGCCAAUCCAAAAUGAGACUGUGCUACCCUCUGUUUCACCUUGUUCUUUGCAGCACAUUCACCAAAUCCAAAUAUCAGAGUCUGUUUCAGCCCAGCCUCACAGCAAUGGCGUGCCAUCAAUUUCUGAUCCAGAAACUCCCAAUUUAUCUUCUUCUGCUCCUGUUUCACCUCAACCAACACUGGGCAGCCUAAAUGGCUCUCCAUCCCCUGAACCCCCUGUGCCAGGCUUUGCCACUCUUGGCAGGAAGCUAAUGUUGGACACAGGAUCCACCCCAUCUGGAGAUCCUGAUACCAGUUACAGUGUGUCUAAUGCUUACCCAAAUUCCACCUUUGCCCUUUCUUCAACCAAUUACCCACCUUCUGACACUGCCACCCAGCCUCCUCUGCCAGAGAAAAGACGCCCAGGUACCCUGCCAGGCUCACCCAAUGGGAGGUCAGGCACUCUAAGAGCAUCCACAAGUCAUUCCCCCUCCGGCCAACACCAUGUUACCUUCUCACCAGUGGUAGGAGCAGUGACCGUACCUGGUGGGCAGAACGAGGGGCUGGCAGAAGGUGAAACAGGCAGCAGGGUCAGUGUGAAGUUUGUUCAGGACAGCUCCCGUUUCUGGUAUAAGCCUGGAAUCUCACGAGAACAAGCCAUUGCAGCUCUGAAGGAAAAGGAGCCGGGUGCAUUCCUCAUCAGGGACAGUAACUCCUUCCAGGGAGCCUAUGGUUUGGCCCUCAAAGUGGCAUCACCACCUGCCAACAUCAGCAGCCAUUCCAGCAAAGGUGGAGAUCCUAUGGAACAGCUGGUGAGACAUUUCCUAAUCGAGACUGGACCACGAGGGGUGAAAAUCAAAGGCUGUCAAAAUGAACCUCACUUCGGGAGUCUCUCAGCACUGGUGUAUCAGCAUUCCAUUACACCCAUAUCUCUGCCCUGUGCACUCUGCAUCCCUGACAAGGAUCCCAUAACAGAGAGCCAGGAAGUGCAGCCUGUCAGUAACAUGAGCACAGCAGCAGACCUACUGAAACAGGGAGCAGCAUGUAAUGUGAUUUACCUGAACUCGGUGGAGACGGAGUCUCUGACAGGACCGCAGGCAGUAGCUAAAGCGACAGGUGUGAUGAUGUCACAAAGCCCUCGGCCCUCAGCCACCGUAGUGCACUUCAAAGUGUCGACGCAGGGCAUCACUCUGACCGACAGUCAGCGCCGGGUGUUCUUCAGGAGGCACUACCCCAUUAACAGCGUGACUUUUAGCAGCUUAGAUCCGCAGGACAGGAGGUGGACUAACUCAGACAGCAGAACAUCUAAAGUGUUUGGGUUUGUAGCUAAGAAACCAGGCAGUGUGGCAGAGAACGUGUGUCACCUGUUUGCUGAGCUCGACCCUGAGCAGCCUGCCACCGCUAUCGUUAACUUCAUCAACAAAGUCAUGUUGGGGCCACAGCAGCGCUAGAGGAAGCGGGAGAGAGAGAACAUCACCGUUCCCUCACAGACCAAAAAAAAAUUGGCUCAAAGUGUAAGAGUACCAAAGCACUGCAAACCAGUCUGUCAUAUAGAUGAAGUUCUUCAAGACCAAAUCAAAGUGAAAUGAACUAAACAGAGAUACUGAUGCCAUAUCAUAAAUACUGAAGGUUUAAUAACACACUAGUAGAAGUCACAAUCAUUGAGGUAGGAAUAUAUCGAGCACUGCUGAUUUCUUUUAUACAGUAUGAAAAGUAUCUUAUAAUAAGAUAGUAUAUGCACUAAGAAAUACCAAAUAUCUCCACAGCUGACAAUCAACAGUCUUUACGUAUUUCAUUUAUCAGCUUCAAGUAGUUAAAUAGAGACGAGCUGCUAUGUGUAUGAGUGGACAGCAGAAUGUCUGAGAGAGUCCGUGUUUUAUUGGGAAAGAUGGCGUGAGGAACCGAAGUGGACCGGCGGCUACAGACAGGUGUGCGAGAGGCAGGCGUACUGUGGUGGCACCAGGGAAGAAGAGUUUAACAAAAGUGUAAAUAGGUUCAUCUGGAAUCACAAGGAUGUGUCAUAUUUUUCAGGCAAGGUUGAUUUUUUUUUUUUUUUGUAAAUCCCCUUCGGUCGCUGCAUACACAAUUGUGUACAUCACUUUCUACAGUAAUAUAAUGUCUGUAUCGUGACCGAAGGGGUUAGAAAUGAAGUUAAACAGAUGGAAGACUUUGAUAACAAGCUUUCUUUCUUUGCUUUACUCAACAUGGAUUUUUUUUUUUAAUACUCUACCCUAAAAAUUGUCAAUUUGUUAAAUGUAUUUCAUUUUCAUGUCAUAACCAUGUUAAUGUAAAAAGGAGAUCUAAAGUUUCUACUUAACUAAAAAGCUUUCAGUAUUCAUAUUUAUAAGCGUUAUUCAGUCAUCUUUAAAAUGUCACGUAUUUUGUUUGCAUGUAUCAGAGUCAUUAUGGCUUUCUAAGAGACAGACAUCUGACAGCUUUAAUAUAUUGUACUCUGUAUUUUCUUGUUGAUCUUUGUAUUUAGUAAUAUAUUCACUCAGAUGCAGCUUGGAAAGUGAUUAAAAUACUUAAUGGAAGGACACUUAUAUUAAAUGGAUUUUUAAACUGCUAUUUUUUCAAUGUAAGCAUAAAUGAAUAUAAUAAAUGUAAAGCUGUGGUACCAAGUCGAUACAUUUCCCCCCCCUCCCAACAUUCAUUUUUUUUUUUCUGUCUUUCAAGCUGUUGGCCUAAAACAUAAAUCAGGUCACCAUAUUUUGGCCUCUUCAAGCUAGUUUUCAAAUUAGAAGCAUGUUUACAAGGAAAAUUUAUUUUCAACUUAAAAAAAAAAGGUUAAACUCUUUAAAACAGUGCACAU